GCCUGGGAAGGGAGAGCCUGAGUCACUGAACAGAGUGAGGAAGACUUUUGCUGUAUGUACAGGCUCGUUGCGUUAGCCAGUACACAGUGGAUCUCAGCUGGUCCAAUCGGGAUCUGGGUAUUAACUUGAACAUUAACAUUGGGGAUUUAUUAUCUGAUUAUCCAGUUUUUGCUCCAGACCAUGUGAAGGGGACAUAAAAAGAUGGCUGACGGCUCUGAUUGGGUGGAGAUCAUUGAGCCACGGUCCCAUGAACGGAUGUAUGUGAACUUAACGACUGGUGAGUGUGGAUGGGAUCCUCCUCCUGACCUACCUGUGCGCCAAUCUAAUGAAAACCAGUGGUGGGAGCUGUAUGAUCAGCAGAGUGGACGCUUCUACUAUUACAAUGCCCUGACCCACCAGACUGUGUGGCAUCGCCCUCAGCAAUGUGAUAUCGUACCUCUGGCCAAGUUGCAAGCUGUUAAACGUGCCUCCCAGCCUAAUCUUGUUAUGCGAGCCAGCCAGGAGCGGAUUACACACCGUGGCAGUACCAGCAGUGAGAGCACAAAUGUAAAUGUAGAUAUCCUUCAGGAUGCUGAGCAUGGAAAGGAUGGAGCUAAGAGGAGAACAGACAGUAUGGAUAGCAGGAAGGAUUCUGGGAGAGAGACACCUCACAGAUGGCAGCCUGUCCCGGGUACCAAGGCUGCCAUGUUGGUAAAGGUGAAUAGUCUGAGACAGGUUCCUACUUCCCCAACAAGCGUAAGCAACCAGAACAGCGUUCCCAAACCUUCUCAUCCAAAGCCAGUUAUAUAUGCACAGCCUCAGGUUUCCUCUUCAACAGCAUCUAGUUCUGAUGCUAAACAGUCUAUGCAAAUAAAGAAGACAGAAAAUGGAGGAUUCUGUUUGGUUUUAACAAAUGGAGCAAGUUGUCAGACACCACAAAGGACUCCUACAGGGACACUACAACCAUCAUCUCCCAGAUAUGGCUCUCCACCACCUAUAUAUGAUGAGCCAUCAAUAGAUUCACCUAUUUAUGAUGAACCACCCGUGGAGAUGGACUUUGAAAAUAUGACUGUAAAGUCAGCUUCUCCACCCGUGUCCCCAUCUGGUAGUAUGCAUAAUCACCCCCAGCCUAUGAAGCUUCUGCCUUACCCAAGUGUUCAUCAGCAAAAACAUAAAAGAAAUCCCUCUGCUACGGAAUACAGCGCAGUUGGCAGGGAGUAUAUUAAGCAUAUGGUCAAUGUGGACCAGUCUUCUAAACAAACUGUAUCUCCCACAGGUUCCCUUGAUAUUCCUCCUAAGCAUCAGACAGGUCAACUAGCCCUCAAGGACAGUUUUAAGCAUUCUUGGCGGGUUUUAGAAGCCAAUGUUCUCAAGAACAUAGAAGCACACCAUGGCCGACAAAAUAGCUUACCACAAGACUACCCAACUGUGGUAAGUCAGCAAGAUUCCGGCUAUUCUACAGGUCCUUCUCCAAGUUUGAGAAAGAGAAAAGGUAGGAGGCAGGGUACUGGACAGACAAGACCUGGGUCUGUAGGUAGUAGCAGUGAACUAAAUGCAUUGAAUGAUAAACUGAUUGCAGAAAUGAGGUCAGUAGUGAACAGGACUGCCAUUUGCAGGGGCAGCAAAUCUAGUUUGGAUACAGAAAUGCUUGAAAACUCUAUUCCAGUUGAUGGUAACAAGGUGCGUUUCCAGGCUGAUGCUUUGAAAAAAAGUAGCAGGAGGGGGUCAAGAGAUGACAUCACGUCCAGCAGCAGGUCAUUGUUCAGGCAUGUCGCUGAGAGCCAAGAGAAUGGCACUGGGGACAUGGUAACCUCGCAAGAAGUUGUAAGGCAGAAACGGACAUAUGAAAAGAUAGAUUUCUUGGAGAAGAAGGUCACUAGCCAGAUCAGUCUGCUUUCAUCAGAAUCUGCAAGGACAGCAUCUCAGAGUGGAACACUGGAGGCAAACCCCACUGGAGAAGGCUCUGUACAAUCAGGGUUUGGACCUGGAUAUCAGUUCCCCUAUACCACCUUGAGAAAACCACUUUCCCAGACCAGUAUGGUGGACUGGGCCUCCAAGAACCUCAACAUGCACACUCAGGGCAUCUUCCGUCGAAGGCUGUCCAUUUCAAACAUGCUUUCUUGGAAUGGAGGCUCCAUCAAGAAGCCAAUGUUAAUCACCAGCAAUAGGCUUAUAAAGAAAGAAGCAUGUGAGAUGUUCAAACUGGUCCAAGUCUACAUGGGAGACCGGCAAGCUCGGACUGACCGAAACCAGGUGGCUCUUGUAAUGGUGACUAAGUGUUGGAGCAUGCAAGGGUUAAGAGACGAGUUGUACAUGCAGCUGGUAAGGCAGACCACUAAUAACAUGAACUACAGGAGCCUUUCUUGGGGAUGGGAACUUAUAGCAAUCAGCCUGAGCUUCUUUUCUCCAUCCCCCAAAUUUCAAUCCUACUUGGAAGGAUAUAUUUACAGACACCUGGAUGAGGUCAGCGAUCAAAACAUAGCCCAGCGCAUUCAAGAAGUUCAAGAACUAAAUACAAAAAAGAUCUCAAAAUCACGGAAAAAGAGAAAGCAGAAUGGCGAUGAAGAGGAAGGUUUACCUAUAAGUACCUAUGCUAAAUACUGUUAUCGUAAACUGCAGAAAGUCGCCAUUACUGGAGGAAAAAAGGGCUUGAGAAAACCAACUGUGGAGGAGAUAGAUCAGGCUCGCAAUGCCAUCCUAACUCCAUCUCUGUUUGGAAGCUCCUUAGAAGAAAUUAUGGAGCGGCAACGGGAGGUAUAUCCCAACCUCCAGCUGCCCUGGGUGCAGACUCGGCUCUCUCAGCAGGUGCUGGCUCUGGGGGGUGAGCGGACAGAGGGAAUAUUCAGAAUUCCUGGGGACAUUGAUGAAGUGAAUGCACUAAAAGUGCAGGUGGAACAGUGGAAAAUUCCAGAUAACCUUUCGGAUCCAACUGUUCCUGCGUCCCUCUUGAAGCUGUGGUAUCGAGAGUUGGAGGAGCCGCUUAUACCACAGCAGUUUUACAAACAGUGUAUUAGUAACUAUGAAAACCCUGAUGCCGCAGUAUCUGUGGUUCAGCAACUUCCAGAACUAAACAGACUGGUGCUCUGCUACCUUAUUCACUUCCUCCAGAUCUUUUCACAACCAUCUAAAGUGGGCACGACAAAGAUGGACGUCAAUAACCUUGCUAUGGUGAUGGCACCCAACUGCUUAAGGUGCCAGUCAGACGAUCCCAGGAUCAUAUUCGAGAACACUCGCAAGGAGAUGUCCUUCCUGAGGAUGUUGAUUGUGCACCUGGACACCAGUUAUGUCAGGGAUCUGCUCUAAGUGAAGAAUUAAGAGCAUGUCCUCUGUGUGUGUGUAUGUGUAUAUGUAUGUGUAUAUAUAUAUAUAUAUAUAUAUAUAUAUAUAUAUAUAUAUCCUCUAGUUUUAUUUGCUUAAGAACAGAUGAGUAGUUUCUCUACGGACAAUUUUAAUAAGGAAGAGUGAUUCACAUCUCUGCACUAUUUCAGCUGUAUUUUUAUCCAUAGACUAUGUCACUGUAAUUGUAUUAUAAAGUUCAUAUGAUUACUGCAGUCUUCUUCAGACAGUAUAAAUGUGGGCUGUACCUUAUUCGCUCUUAAAGCACUGUGAAACAAAAGUCAUAUUUUGCUGAAAUCUCAGUGAUAGCAAGAGAACUGUGCCAACGUCAGCAGGAUUCAUUCUUAAAAUAUCAAGCAGUAAAAAAACAAAUGUUAUAGUAUGUGUGAAACAGAAUUUGUAGAGAAACUGCAUCUCAUAAUAUUUUACUUUUUGAAUAUGGUGUUGUAAACCCUGCUUCGGAUGUUCAGCUCUAAGAGCGCAUUCACUCUGAUGAAUCCUUAAGAAAGGCUUUAAAAACUAUUAUAGAAUAUGUUUUUAAGUUUAAACAUCAACAUAAAUAAUUUGGCACACAUUACUUUUUUAUGCAGUGUGUUUGUUUUCAUUUUAUUGUAGCAAUCUUUAAUUUUUUAUUUAUAAUGUAUUUUUACCUAAUCUCCUAUCCUCUAAGCUUAGUAGUAAAUUGUAUACGAUGUGCAGGUUUAAUAUCAGAAUAUCAGUUGUUAACAUGGUCGUGCUUGUUGUUCAGUUCUUAAGUCAGUAAUUGUUUCCUUCUGGUUAAAAUUACCUGUGUUAAAGAGCUUAAGGAUACACAGAAGGAAAAGCUUAUUUUCUCUGUCUCUCUUUAAAAAAAGGCUCCUAUGUCCUCAUCCAAGAAGACAAAAGUAAUAUAAAAAUGUGAUUUAUAUUUGUAGUAAGUGUAAUAAUUUAAAACCAAGCAUAAAAGAGUGUUAAAAACUCCUGCAAAAUGCAGUUUUCCUUUUUUUUUUUUUUUUUUUUUUAUCUUUUCAUCUUUUUUACUUACUGCCAUGUUUUGACAUCUGGUAAGUACAGAUUUACUGCUUGGCAAUUGAUUUUCAGUAUCAGAAAUUGUCACAUGCAGAGACAUAAAACAUAGAAUCUGAAGACUUCCUGUAUAUUUACUGUAUAUUCCUGAGUUGCUGUAAAAUGCUCUUUAGUGGACAUAUAAAUCUGUUUCAGAUCAGUUUAACAAGUGUAUUAUCAGUGGUUUAGGAUACUAAAAUAUAAAUAUGAUCAGUGCAUAUUUAUUUAAGAGUAUUUGGCUCUCAAAUGUAUAUUGUGGGACAAAUGACCCACAUAUUUUUGUUAUAUACCGUUGAAAAGCAACUACCAAAGAGCUGGGGGAAAUAUCACUACCAUUUAUAGUCAGUGGCGAAACUACCAUUCAGAAGAGAUAAAGCUAUAUUUUUCCUGCCGUGUGUGCAUGUAUACACGCACAUUCAUACACAUUUUGUACCUACUUAGAAAGUCACUUAAACUGCCUUCCUUGAUUUUGGAAUUAAUUCAGUUACCUUGCCACAAUAACUUUCAUGGAUAUAGUAUUUAAGCUUUGAAACCUUAUAAAGUAAGGCAUAUAAUUCCAUAAAGAAAAUAUAUCAAAUUCUCAUUUUAUACUGUGAUUUAAGUGCUCAGUUAUGUUGACCCUAAGCCACUGUUUAGCUCUGUGUUUGUUUGUUUUUAAUAUAACUGUUUAAAGGAAUAUCUUGAAGAGAUAUGGAUGCAAUGCUUGUAACUAAUAUUUAAUUCCGGUGUGUUGGUUAAUUGGUUGGUUCUUUGGAAAACCAAAUGAAACAUUGUUUUUAUAUAUAUAUAUAUAUAUAUAUAUAUAUAUAUAUAUAUAUAUAUAUAUAUAUAUAUAUAUUGUAUAAUUGCUUUUACUUUUUGUGAAUGAUGAUAAAACCUUUUUUGUCUUCGAUUGUUGUAGUUAGAAUGGUUUUUCUUUUUCCUACAAAAUGUUAUUUAUACAUUGUUUUUGUUUUUUGUUUAUAUUUUUUUUUGUGUGUGUGUCAGCUUAAAUUCAAGUACAAUUUUCACCAGUUUAAUAUUUGUGGUAAGAGGAAAUAUCACAUACCUUUUUGUUAAGAAAAUGUAAGUAAUGUCUUUUUUGAUAGGAGAGGGUUACACAAAAAGUUUCUUUAAAUUUGCCCUUUUAUUAAGUGCUUUUUUUAUAUAAAAAAAAGGGAAGUAGAAUGUCACAGGACAUUCUUAUACUGAUACCUAUUGCCUCGAGAUGCCUUUAUUUUACAAAUGUGAACGUCCUCUGGCGUGAUUGCAAAAUGUUUAUUUUUAUACCAUCUACAAGAAAAAGGCUACUCAUAGAUCUGUUUAAUUUAUAUGUCUUUUUUUCUACCGAGAUUUGAGGGUUGUCCCCACAUGUAGAAUUGCUGAUGGUUAAAUUAACUGUAUCUUUUGCAAUUAACAUAUUGAUUACCUGUUCUUACAGGGUUAUAUCAUGCCUCAUCACCCUGAUUUCUUAGUGUGCUAACAUAUAACGAGAAAACCAAGCAUAAUGUCAUUCCAUCUAAUUUAAUUCUGUUUCAUAGGGAAAGGCAAACAUUAAAGGGGCAUGAAAUCCAAACAUUUUCUUUCAUGGUUUAGACAGAGCAUACCAUUUUUAACAACUUUGCAAUUUACUUCUAUUAUUUAAUUUGCUUCCUUCUCUUGUUAUCCUUUGCUGAAAUGUUUAUCUAGGAAAGCUCAUCAGCAGCAGAGAACCUAGGUUCUAGCUGCUGAUUGGUGGUUGCAUAUAUAUAUAUAUCGAUUGUGAUUGGCUCACCCAUGAGUUCAGUUUAAAACAAUUAGUGCAUUGCUGCUCCUUCAACAAAUGAUACCAAGAGAAUGAAACAAAUUAGAUAAUAGAAGUAAAUUAGAAAGUUGUUUAAAAUUGUAUUCUCUAUCUAAAUCAUAAAAGAAAAAAAUAGGGUUUCAUAUCCCUUUAAAGUUAAAUAUUUUGUAUAGUUUUAUACUAUGAUGUAUAAGUCACUGUGUAUAUAGAAUUUUAAAUCUAUGAAUUUUUCUUUUAUUAGUCAUGUUGGUUUUUAUUUACCAUUGUGCUUUAAAUUCCAUAUGAGCAGAAUGAGGUUAAAAUAAGAGCAUACAACUUUCAGAUCCUAGAUACAGUUUUGCCUGAUUAAAACAAACUUGUUUUUCUGAUAUCUGAAGUUUGCUUUGUGUUAAUUUUGAAACUGUUACGCUACUGGGUCAAAUAACAGCACUAUAAAUAUCCUGGCAAGAUUUUGAAAUGGUCUGUAUCUUGCUUUUUCAGGACAAUUGUGCUAUAAAUGACACUACACUGGACCGUUUGCUUUAAGUUAUACAAAUGUUAAACCACUUUUUUUCUGCUUUUGUACAUUGUGAAUUCUAAUAAUAAAAAAAGACUUUAUGGUGUCAA
This is a messenger RNA of Bombina bombina (fire-bellied toad), 6727 nucleotides long. Its product is annotated as rho GTPase-activating protein 39. The record is from RefSeq and is a predicted model, not a curated record. Gene Ontology annotation, molecular function: GTPase activator activity; protein binding. Gene Ontology annotation, biological process: signal transduction. Lineage: Eukaryota; Metazoa; Chordata; Amphibia; Anura; Bombinatoridae. The transcript is spliced from 10 exons. Bases 202 to 3282 code for a protein of 1026 amino acids. Gene Ontology annotation, cellular component: cytoplasm; cytoskeleton.